AUGUUGGUUUUCCCGUGGCGCGGCUCAAAUAAUCUUUACGUAUCAUCACGCAGUCAAACUGAUUGGAGAGAAUAUUUCUAAAAAUGUGAAUAAUAUAGAUGCAAUGUAUAUUAUUUUUGGCAUUUAUUGUAGAGCGCAAUACUACAGCUCUUGUAUGCUGAAAUCAGUUUGUGGAAUUAUCUGAAACACAUGUUUACGUUGACGGAAAAACACUUGACCAGACUCCCCGUAGCGAUUACUUCCCCUUACGGUACAUCAAAUUAUAAUGAACACAAGGGAAGGUAACCGCUUUGAGGAACUUGCACUUUGACACGGAGAAUAAGCAUGCAAGGGAGGCCACUGUAUUUAACUAAUCAAACCCAGAGAACGUUGGUAUUGAUUAGCUACGGACAGAAUACUGCAAACCGAGGGUUGAGAGAAGUUUUGCGUUCAACCUUCGAAACGAAUUCAACAAAAUUCUGAUUGGAAAAGUAAUUUCGUAAAGCAGAUAAAAGUAUACAACGUAUCGUUGUACCUGUAUCUGGCAAGUAUAGCCUUUCAGAAACACACACAUUUUUCGAGAGAAACAAUUAGAAAUACUUAAAAAAUAAUGUUAUUUCGCAAACGUUAAACACCGAACUCGCCUAUGACCAUUACAGCAAAAAUUUCUUCUCCCCGGUAGUUUUCUGAAAUAUUUUAAUUUUUCUCUUUCUGACUUAACAAUAUUACAACUACAUUCCUGCCUUGUGUAUUUAACUCCUACUGCAUGCAGCUUCCAUCCAAUUUAAAUGGAACUUACAAUACAUCAUCAGCAUGUGGUAGACAUGUGCAUAUUAUGGGAACGUUUGUGUCUAAUAUUUUAUCUUAGUUAUUCCCCCUUUUUUAAACGUAUACUGUUACAAUGUGUACUCAUCUCUUACAGUUUCCAUUCAGUUCAAAUAUCAUUUUUAAGCGUUUAAGAGGAUAUGUGCAUGUGGUUGGUCGUGAAAGUCAUGUCCAGUUUGUUUUACAUCUGCAGUUAGCCCCUUAGUUGACUAGUAAUAAUUUUGUCAAUUAUGUUCAGGUUGGGGUGGGGUGGCAUAUGUCAUACAAUGUUGACAUUUUUUAAUUACAUUCAAUGAUUCGGUACUAUUUUGGUUAUAUUAUAUAACAGGGUCAUCUGACUAUUAAACCGAAUCUACAAGUGUCUGUUUGAACAGCACGGGUAUCAUGGACGGUUUGGAAACCAGUAAGACUGAUGGAUCAGGAGAACAAACAACAAGUUAUACUACCACAGCCAUCAACUCUCCUGCAGCGUCAUGCAAAGCAAGGAGAAACUGGCAGCUAGCUCGGCGUCAUUUAAUCGACAAGGUAACAUUGUUGGAGACGACAAUACAGAGAUAUAGGACCCAGGUAGCCUCCUCCUCGGCCACCAUUACAGCCAAAGAUAUUGUCAUUUCCAGACUACAGAAAGAAACGACUGAACUGCGAGAUAAACUCGAGUUGAAGGAUAAGAAAAUUGAGAAGUUGGAAUCACAGUUAGCCAUAUCUGCGGAAGAUAAGGCAAGCAGCGAGAGAAAAUUGGAAAUGCUUCUAGAGGAAUUACAAAAUAUUGACUUGAAUGCUACAGCAAAACUGUUGUGCAGUCCGGAGAAAACACCGAAAAGUGAUUCACAGAACAAACGAAAACUCCUGAAAAAGGAGAAUCCAGUUUUCUCGUUUUUAGCAAAUCAUGUUAGUUACAAACACGAAAAACACGAUAAGAAAAACAGUACCUUAUCUCCUAGACUCUUGUUGGGAAGGACAUUGAGGGAUAAGGAAAACGCAAGAAGUCGGCCAAAUACGCCUGAAAUUGAUAAACCGGAAGACUACCGGUCACAGAGCGAAACUUAUGCUAGUGAAUCUGAGAAACAUGAUGAUGCGGAGGCACAAAGUGACACGGAUACUGCAGAGGAGUACUCAGAUGAUUUAGGAAGCAAAGCUUGUGCUAUUAUGUGAAAAACGUUUUUUCAAAACAAAGAAAUAUUUUUUUCAUAUAUGCUCAAUUUCCUUGCAGAAAAAAAUGUUCAUCAAAUAUACAGAUUGCACGUUCAUAUUACAACAAAGUCUAAAAUAUUUAAAUGCAGACUCAAAUUUAUCAACUGGUAUAAAACUUAAGAGUAUGUAAUUGACAACA
This is a messenger RNA of Mercenaria mercenaria, 2134 nucleotides long. RefSeq lists its product as uncharacterized. The record is from RefSeq and is a predicted model, not a curated record. Lineage: Eukaryota; Metazoa; Mollusca; Bivalvia; Venerida; Veneridae. The transcript has 3 exons. The coding region runs from base 1189 to 1956 and encodes 255 amino acids.